GUUGGAACCGCCAACCCAGAUAUUGAUGUUAUCGCAAUUGCUGCCGCAGACCUUUGACCUCCCGACUCAUGAUGCAAGAAUACCAUGUCAUAACCGGCUGAUCCCGCCCGUGGGGGCUCUCUGCGCCGACUCGUGAGCGGAGAAGAAGACGACGCCCCUGCGGAAGAAUCUAUUCCCGAUCCCAUCUUCCUCUUCGUUGUCGUCGUCCAGGUUCAUAUUUCAGAAGAAUGCGGAAUUCGCAUAAAGAGAAAGAUGAUGAGGCUAUCAAAGAACAAAAGAUUAAAGAUCUCCGUGCAGCAAUUGGACCCUUGUCCGGGCGGGCUUCCAUGUUCUGCGAUGAUUUAUGUCUGGCGAGAUACUUGGAAGCUAGGAACUGGAAUGUUGAUAAGGCGAAGAAAAUGUUGCAAGAUACACUCAAGUGGAGAGCAACUUACAAACCUGAAGAAAUUCGUUGGCAUGAAAUUGCCAGAGAAGGUGAAACUGGGAAAGUGUAUCGAGCAGAUUUCCAUGACCGAGAUGGGCGAACUGUACUUGUACUGAGACCAGGGAAACAAAACACAUCGUCGCAAGACAAUCAACUCAGGCAUCUGGUGUAUCUCCUAGAGAAUGCCAUCAUCAACUUAUCCGAGGACCAAAAGCAAAUGAUUUGGUUAAUAGACUUUACUGGAUGGUCAUUGACCAACUCAGUCCCUAUUCGGACUGCUCGAGAAACAGCACACAUUUUGCAGAGCCACUACCCUGAGAGGCUCGGAGCUGCUUACUUGUAUAACCCUCCUAGGAUUUUCGAAACAUUUUGGAAGAUAGUCAAAUAUUUCUUGGACCCCAAAACAUUUCAGAAAGUGAAGUUUGUGUACCUAAAGAACGAGGAAAGUGUGACACUCUUCACAAAGAACUUUGAACCCGAGGUGCUACCUGAAGAUUACGGAGGAAAGAGUAAAACGCAAUACAACUACGAGGAGUUCUCCAAGUUGAUGAUGAAGGAUGACAUUAAGGCUGCUGCGAUUUGGGGAUUGGAUGAUAAGCAUGCCUCCUUGUCUGGUCAUCGUGUUGCACCAGAACCUGAACAUUGCGCCGCACAAGCAACUUGAGUUAGACUACCUUGAAGUCUCACAUCAACGUCCUAAGUAUUGACAUUCUACUCUGUUGAUAAUGUGGGCCAUUAGUUAAGCGCUUAUAAACUAUGAAACAUUGGUUCAAUUAGUCUUCAAGAGAUCAAAUAAGGCUGGCCGGGAAGAAUGCUUCGACAUAUCAUCUUGUUUCAUGUUCGAGUGAUGAUGUUUAUCAUAAAUCUUGCACUGCAUUAAGUUAUAUAUGGAUAAGACAUUUAGAUAAUUCA
Messenger RNA from Zingiber officinale, 1336 nucleotides. RefSeq names its product phosphatidylinositol transfer protein 3-like. Lineage: Eukaryota; Viridiplantae; Streptophyta; Magnoliopsida; Zingiberales; Zingiberaceae. The transcript is spliced from 6 exons. Gene Ontology annotation, molecular function: phosphatidylinositol transfer activity. Bases 228 to 1088 code for a protein of 286 amino acids. The record is from RefSeq and is a predicted model, not a curated record.